Paecilomyces variotii is the source of this 1885-nucleotide messenger RNA. RefSeq lists its product as hypothetical. The coding region runs from base 403 to 1785 and encodes 460 amino acids. The transcript has a single exon. The record is from RefSeq and is a predicted model, not a curated record. Lineage: Eukaryota; Fungi; Ascomycota; Eurotiomycetes; Eurotiales; Thermoascaceae.
ACCAGCUGGGCGAGGAAUGUCGCCUAUCUCAGAGAACUCGGUGGCGAGUAGUGAAUCGAGAGAACUCCCAUCCAGCAAUGCACAUCUUAUCGUCGCUGAUCUGCCAACGGUUAUGACUCGUAAUAAUGAUGAAGAGUUAACUGUACGGAGACAGAUUAUUAUUUUCUGGUAGCGAACCUCGGGAGGCUCGACGGCACGUCCCGAAGAGGAAAUGACGGGCCUUCGCUUUUUCGAACGACAAUCGUACCGCUAGGGAGAACCACCACCGUCACCAGCAUCACGACGCCCGACUGUGAGAGCCCAUAUCGCACAGAAUAAACUAGAUCUUUGCCAAUCUGCUUGAUCCUCAGAUUUGUCUGCUGCGGUUCACGAUGAGGGCGGGCGAGAAGGGCUCUCCGCUUCAUGAGACGAUCAGAAAUACUUGUCCACGUCUCCGCGCCUAGUCGGGCAAAGGACGACGCUAGAUAUCGCACGCUCGCCGAAGCAGCCGCUGCGUUCGAGCCAAUAUCGCGACAAUGUGUGUUUUCUGAACAGGAAAUCAGUUGCAAUAGCCCUGGCGGCGAGGACGGAUCAGCCAGGUCCGCGGGAGCCUCACCUACCAGUCAAGAAGGGGGAAUCAACUCUGGAGAUGAACUGGAAAGCGUCAUUUCAACACAGGAAUCGAUUUCAAUAAACAAGAGCCUAUCUGUAACCAAGUGUCCGGCCCCUGGUUGUGAGGAGCUACCGUCAGGCUUACCCGACAAUGAGGAAUCAUACAGUCACCCUCCAGACCGUCCUUCGGGUCUGCAAGACAGUCGCGAUUCCACUGAUUCGAAGGAAGAUGGCGUCCACGACCAACCAUCUCAACGCUCCUGUGUGUCGGGUUCUAUGGAGACGCCGCUGAGCGUCAUUCCAGAAUCGCAACCUGCUCCACCACCUACGGAGACAGGCGACACCACUUUCGAGCAUCUGCAACUUCCUGACGUGCAUGUUGAGAGGUCUUUCCAAUCGGAUUUUAGUGAUACAAGGAAAAGGCGCCGUUUGAACGCAGAGUCGUCAGCUGAUAGCAGCACAACAGAUAUGCGUGUGCCUUCCUCUCUGCCAGAAGGGAGACAGUUGCAGGACACCAACCAACAGAUCCAGCCAGAGAAGGGAGCGCCUUCAAUGUUAUCCAAUGCUUCAGCCAACGAUUCUGUGACGGCUGGAGCUUCUCCACAGAACAAAACAUCCCAUGAACCUGGCCAAUUGCUGUCUCUAGAUGUUCUUCCCCUUAUGCUUCGUCCACCGCCUCCUCCUGUCUCGACAGAACGAUUCGAGACACAUAUCACGCCGACUCUGCGCAUGCUUGCGGAACGUCUCAAACGUUCGCGCACAUACCAGCCUCUACGACAGACAAGAGAGCCAGAUAAGCUAGAAAGAGGGUUCUGGUUUCUACGCAUCUACAUCGCAGACCAGAACGAAGGAUCCGGAGAAAACCAGAAAGAGGGACAAAAUACUCUCGAUGAGCCAAAUCCUGCAAAAGCGAACCAAUGGAGCAUUUCUUUCUUCACUCGAUUCUGGUCCUUUUUGGCCGACUUCAUCGCCAAAGAAGGCCGUGCCGGCUGGGGUGUCUGGUGUAUAUUAGAAGAAGCCUCUGUCCCAAAGCAAGACUCCAUAGGCAGGCCACUAACUCUAAAAGUCUACACUUGGGGCGAAGUCACUUCCCACGUCUAUCUCCUUCUCUUCCUAGCGAGUGAGCGUCGCAUACGUGGAAUGGGAGCACAAUGGAAGGACGGUGCGGAAAACACCGUUAUUGAGAUGCCGUAACUGCCGUCUCUUGUUGGUGUAUAUAUUAAACCACGUAUAUAUAUAUAUAUAUAUUGCCAAGUAUCCUUUCUUGCUAAUUAGUGUUCAGUCUUAACACGCU